GUCUGGUGACGGAAGAGAUUGGCACGAAAAGGAAACAGUUCCUCCCCAAUAUGGGCCAAGGCGGAUAAUCUCAUUCCGUCUGGCUGCCUCCGGAUCCACCGCCGCGGCCCGAGCGCGGCUCCUCUCCCUCCACGUGAGGGGGAAGGGCCCGGCCUGGGAGUUCCUCGGUGACGCACACUUCCAUAUAUGGCGGCCCGGGGAGGAGCGCCACCCGCGAGCGGCGCGGUACUUAAGCUCCCGCGCGGAACUGGGCUGCAGACUGGGACCAAAGUAGGAUCCUCCGCGGGCUUGCGAGAGAAGCAUCGCCGGGACUGUUGCGCAAAAGCUCACCGUCUUCCACCUUUCCUGUUCUUGUUUGCCCUCUCUCUCUCUCGAGCUCUCGGGUUUCCUCGGCCGGCGCAAGGAUGGUGAUCGAGGAGGUGGUGCCCCUGGCGAGCUCCGGCCUGGCCGCGCUGCUGCGGGACCCCCGGGAGAGCGCGCGCACGCUGGCGCUGGACUGCCGGCCCUUCCUGGCCUUCUGCCAGGCGCACCUGCUGGACUCGCGGCCCGUGCACUGGAACGGGCUGCUGCGGCGCCGCUCCCGCGGCCGGAGCGCCGUCAGCCUGGACUGGCUGCUCCCCGACCGGGCGCUGCUGGCCCGGCUGCGCAAGGGCGAGCUCAGCCACCUGGUGGUGCUGGACGAGGCCAGCCGCUCGCCGGCCGCGCUGCGCCCCGACAGCCUGGCCCGCCUGCUGCUCAACGCGCUGCUGCUGGAGGAGCGAGCCGGCACCUCGCACAUCUACCUGCUGCAAGGUGGCUUUGAGAAUUUCCAAGCCAAUUUUCCAGAACUGUGCUUGACAUCGCCAACACCUGCCACAUCGCCUCCAUCUCCAUCUCCUGCUCUCCAAAGCCCUGAAGACAACAGCACAGAAGCAAUUACUCCCUUGUAUGACCAGGGGGGGCCAGUGGAGAUUCUGCCAUUCCUCUACCUGGGCAGCUGCUACCACUCCUCCAACCGGGAGGUUCUGGAGUCCCUCGGAAUCACUGCUGUGCUCAACGUCUCCUCCAGCUGCCCCAACUACUUCGAAGGCCAGUUCCUGUACAAGAGCAUCCCAGUGGAAGACAACCACAUGGCUGAGAUCAGUGUGUGGUUCCAGGAAGCCAUUGACUUCAUUGAUUCGGUGAAGAACAGCAGUGGGCGCGUGCUGGUGCACUGCCAAGCUGGCAUCUCCCGUUCGGCCACCAUUUGCCUUGCCUACUUGAUCCAGAGCCGCCGGGUGCGGCUGGAAGAGGCCUUCGACUUUGUCAAGCAGCGCCGUGGGGUGAUCUCUCCCAACUUUGGCUUCAUGGGGCAGCUCCUGCAGUUCGAGACAGAGGUGCUGUGUCAUUAGCCUAGCCGCCCCACAGACCCAGCUGGGAGGGUGGGGCGACCUUCCUCUCUGCGGACAAAAAGACUGAUAAUGUGUGUUUCUGUUUACAUCUCCAAGCGGGUGCUGCAGCAAAGGACAAUGUUGUGGUUUUUGUUCAUUUGUUUUCUAUUAUCGUAAUGCAAUGAUAUUGUGCUAAUCCAGCCUUCUGCAGUCUGGUGUUCUCCAGAUGUUUCGGACACUGGGGGAGUUGUAGAUCUGGAGGACACCAAGUUAGCAAAGGCUGGGUUAAGCCAUUGUACCCUAUAUGGUAUGCUGAUGUCAAAGUGAAGUAUAAAAUGUGAACAAGCCAGCAAGAGGCUUAUAGUUGGAUAGCCGUUGCCGGUGUGUAUCUCACCCUUCCUUCGUGGAGCUUAAGGUGGCAUGAACAAGGCUCUUCUCAUUUGUCCCUCGCAACAGCUUUUGAGAGAGGGGUUAACCAGAGAGGGUGACUGGCAUCUAGACACCCUCUAAGUUCCAUGGGCUGAGUUAGCCUUUGGGAACCUGAGUCUGCCUUGCUUGUGUCCCAACUCUUCACCACUGUGCCACCCCUUCAGCUGGAGCACUGGGAAUCACUGCUGGGUUGUGGCUUGGCCAAAAGGACAAAACAAGUAUGUCCCUCAAUGCUUGUUUGGACUUAAGGUGAGUCCCAGGUUUGAAAAAGCUGAAGAAGACUUAACUGCAACUGGCCUAAUUCUCCCUUCAGCACGAAUAUUCAGGUUGAAUGGAGGUGACUUUAUAGUCCUAUGGCUAAGGCACUACAGUGUCCCUCCUUUUCUACAUCUUGAUCAGCUGGCCCUAUGCAGGAAUUGAUAGCACACUUCCCCAUUCAAAGGCUUCUCUCUGCCUUCUGUCAGAAAAACUGAAGCUGUUUCACUGAAGCUUUAAAGAGUAAUAUGUAAGUGAGAGGUCCUUUUAAAAAGAAGCUUGGUUGGCUAUCUUCACCUGACUAUCCUCAAGUCAACUGUAGACCAGAUUUUAUUUUAAGCAUAGGAAGUAAGAUUAUACACUUGAACUACUCUAUCUCCAUUGUCCAAGCGGUAUGAGCUGCUUGCCUCUGGUCUCCAGCCUUAUGCGGGUCAGCCAUAGAUCAUCAAGCUCCAUCCGUAACGGAUUGCUCGUUAUUCAUAUAUGCUGUGAAACUGGGAGUCGAUAAGCUUUAUUAGGGUGAGAGUUGGGUUACGCAUCCCCAGAUCAAGAGGGGAGAAUUCACUGCCAAUUGUACAGCUGCCCCCUCCCCCAGCCCUGGGGAAGAACAGGCAAGUAUCCUGCCUUCUGGUAUGGAGGCGGCGGCGGGGGGGGGGUAGGAGAAGGGGCUCUCUUCUUCUGAAUGCACUGAGAAUGGACAACACCCACUGCAGCCAAAUAAACCCCUCCU
Molecule: messenger RNA, 2763 nt
Organism: Podarcis muralis (Common wall lizard)
Lineage: Eukaryota; Metazoa; Chordata; Lepidosauria; Squamata; Lacertidae
Gene: DUSP2
Product: dual specificity phosphatase 2
Biological process (GO): negative regulation of MAPK cascade; protein dephosphorylation; endoderm formation
Cellular component (GO): nucleus; cytoplasm
Molecular function (GO): MAP kinase tyrosine/serine/threonine phosphatase activity
Source: RefSeq, a predicted model, not a curated record